UGCACAAGGAAGGUCUUGCACCUUCAGCUGCUCGAGUGAGCCAGUAACAGAUGCUGCAUGUUCCUGGCUGUGCCCAGUUUGGCUGUCAGCAUGGCAGCCCAGCUCUGCAUUUACUGAGCACAACUGCUAGCCAAUGACCACACUUUUAGGUAACGCUGAGUGAUAAGGCACUGAGUUCUCAUGGAAAGCAUUACAGCCAGCAGAUGAUGUUAUCUCUCUCACACAGGAGGAAGUGCUAUAGAAGGCUUCCAGCACUUGCGAGCUGUCAGUGCAGGGGCACCGUGUGUGCCUGACCACAGCCUCUCCGGCCCCACUCCUGCUAACCUGCUGCCGGGACCUGCUGUGACUCUGUGGCUUUAUACCCGCAGACUUUUACUCUCUUCUGGAAUGAAGAUGUGAUGUGGUCUACCUAGACUUCAGCAAAGCCUUUGACACUGUCGCCCACAGUAUUCACCUGGAGAAACUGGCAGCCUGUGGCUUGGACAGAGACGAUGACAGCAGCAUGCCUCACUCCCUCCCUUUGGGUUUCUUCAUGCCUUCAGGACGCAGGACUCAAAUUCUGCUCUGUUUCCCUCAGCUUGGAGCAGGAGCAGCAGGUCCCAGGCCAGGAGACCCAUUAGAAGAGUUUCUGCUCAUGGGUUAUGCAUACUUAGUGCUGGUAGCUUCAGUCACUGGCUAUCUCAAAACCGAGUUUGAAUCAUCUUGCCUCAUCUGCACAGGCUGGCUUAAAGAAAUGGUGCUGACAUUAACACAAGUUGUUCUGGUAUCUAUGCAUUUUCUUCUGAGUGCCACUCCUCCCCCCCAUUCAACAGCCCCUAUUUAAUAGAGGCUGCCUGCCGUGUCCUAUUGAAAGUUCUCCCUGGGAUACUUACUCAUAAACUGAGUUAACACGAACAGAGCUUGAGACAGGGAUGCAUCCCAGUUAGAGGUUGCCUGAGAAAGCCAAUCUUGUAGACUCAGGUUCACAUUCAAAACAGAGUAAAUAUUUCUUUAAAUGCCCUUUUUAUAGGAGUCAUGUAUCUACUGAGAGAUAGGAGGGUCUUACCGUUUUUUCCCCAUUUCAGGUCUCAGAACAUCACAUGCCAUCCGCAUAAUAGGACAAUGAAUGAGUCCAAGAACUGCAGUCUCACAGACAUAGAAGUGAAUCCCCAUAUUCGUCUCACUGAAUUUGCUAUAUAUAUCCUCACUUUCUUUUUUGGAGCAAUUUUUAAUGCUCUUGCCCUAUGGGUGUUCUUCUGCAGAAUGAAGAAGUGGACAGAAACCAGGGUGUAUGCAAUCAAUUUAGUCUUUGCUGAUUUCGUUGUCAUCUGCAUCUUGCCCUUCAUCGCAUAUUUCAUCCUGAAAAAUUCAGUCCGAAAUGAACUGUGCCAGUUUAUAGAGGCAAUGUAUUUUAUCAAUAUGGUAGUGAGCAUCUACAUCAUUUCAUUUAUCUCCGUCGAUCGGUACAUGGGCAUAAAGCACCCCCUGAAAGCCAGGGCCUACAGGUCUCCAUCCAAAGCUGCUCUUCUCUGUGGGCUCCUGUGGCUCGCCGUCACUGUCGGAUCCAUCUUAAAACUUCAGCAGAGAUAUGCUCAUUUCUGCUUUCAGUACGACAAUAGCACGCCCACUGCUCUGAUGCUGCUUUCCAUUUUCUUCAUUUUCACUCUUCCAUUAGCAACCUUGACCUUUUGUUCCAUAGAAAUCAUCAGGAACCUUAAAAGACAGCUAAAGACAAGCUCACUGGAGGAGAAGUCGAUCCGGAAAGCUCUUUACAUCAUUUAUGCCAAUCUGGUUGUGUUUCUGAUAUGUUUUCUACCAUCCCACCUCAUACUCUUGGUCAGGCUCGUAACGAAGGACACCGAAAGUAGCUGUUCCCUGACCCACUUUGUGAGGAACUUCUCCUCCAUGACGCGGUGCAUCGCCACGUUCAACUGCUGCCUGGACUGCGUCUGCUAUUAUUUUGUGACCAAGGAAUUCCAGGAAGCCAUCCUGCUGCCCAACUCCAGCAUGGCCAGAACAACGCAAACCCGCUCCUUGCAGACACACGUUUGCUAAAGCAAGGAAAAAUUAAACAAAAAGAAACUGCAACAAAACCAACAAAUUCUACAAUGUCAAGAGAAGAUAGGGCUUCACUGUCACUGGGAUAACCAUCCCUCCUUCACCCCAAGGAGAGUUUUGUUAUGUGUAUAAUUGUUAAGCUGUAAUUUCUACUCUACGUUUCUGUUAAGCUGAUAAAUCUUUUCACACAGAGGUGUCAAAGUGAGUCUGCAGUGGCAGUGUAUUAGCACAGUUCCCUUCCCCUCCAUGUGUUACCGGAAGACAGGCGGCCUAUGUAUGUCACCCUGUUUUACUUCACCUUGCAACUAAAGUCUACUCAACCUAAAACACGAAAGCCAACCAAAAAAAAAGACUAUCUUGUGCUUUAUCUCAUGGUGUAUGUCAGAUUGCUUGCAUUAAUAAAACAAUCCUAUGGUGCCAG
Molecule: messenger RNA, 2458 nt
Organism: Numida meleagris (helmeted guineafowl)
Lineage: Eukaryota; Metazoa; Chordata; Aves; Galliformes; Numididae
Product: G-protein coupled receptor 35-like
Exons: 3
Coding region: 1015-2034 (339 amino acids)
Biological process (GO): phospholipase C-activating G protein-coupled receptor signaling pathway; positive regulation of Rho protein signal transduction
Cellular component (GO): membrane
Molecular function (GO): G protein-coupled receptor activity
Source: RefSeq, a predicted model, not a curated record